This is a messenger RNA of Parus major (Great Tit), 2928 nucleotides long. RefSeq lists its product as uncharacterized. The record is from RefSeq and is a predicted model, not a curated record. The transcript is spliced from 5 exons. Lineage: Eukaryota; Metazoa; Chordata; Aves; Passeriformes; Paridae. The coding region runs from base 229 to 924 and encodes 231 amino acids.
CAGAAGUUAAACAGGCAUCUACAUCCCAGACCCCACUAGGGAACCUCUGAUUAGUGUGUGGAGGGUGAGAAGCAAGGGAAGCGCUGGAACUUGAAGCCCAGCCAAGAGCAUAAAACCCACAGGGCUUGUGGCUAUUGCAGGUAAUAACAAAGGGACAGUGUCCAUAGGAGGGUAAGAGAGACGGUUCAGGGAAGGGCAAGUCAAGCAGGCAGAAGGCUGAGGAGUCAGAUGGUCUGUGCUGCAGGUUUCAGCCAUGGCUUAGGGAAGGCACAGUGGCUGAGCAAUGGAUCUGCAGUGAGAGGUGCCCACAGGGGUGUCUCAGUCCCCGCUGCGCAGGACCGUGCACAGGAACGAUGGCCGGGGCAAAUGGAAGCUCUGGAGAGCCGUGAGUGCCUGUUGAGAAAGCUAAUGGUGAGACCACGGUACCUUCUGUCAGAGUAUGGCUUGAGAAACAAUCUCAUCACCAUCAAAAAUCCCGCAAAACUAAGACUGCCAGUUGGACUGAAGUUCAGCUUCUCUGGGAAUAGCUCCAAGACCACCGACCACCAGGUGUGCAGAGCCCUCUACCAUCUCCAGGACAAGGUGGAGUCCCGUGGUCAUGGCUGGACUCGGACAAGGGUGCUUCAGAUGGAAAUAUUCAGAUGCAGAACCAGCAAUUCUACCUCCCUGGGAGAAGACACUGAGGAACUGCCAUCAACUUGCAUGUGUUUGCAGCGUGUCUUCCAGGAUACCCACAGCUUGAUUCACAUUCUCACUGGAAAGGGGGAACAGCUUCCCAGAGCCUGUGACAGGAUCACCUUUAUGCCGAGAAAGGUGACCUGUGACACAAGGACACUUGACAACACUACUGAAGUGAUGCACCUCAGCUGCUGCAACUGGCCUCUGUCAUCAAAUAGGAUUUUCUGCCUACUGGAUCAUUGCUAAAUCAGUCUCUAUAUACUCAAAGUGUUUGUCUAUCAGAGAUGUAGUUAAGGAAACACUUAGAAUGUACUGAAAUAAACAGGAAUUCUAGCAUUUAUGUCAAGCUGUUUCAGGCCUCAUGUCGCAUUUCCCUGACAGUUUGUCUGCUUGAUUUUUUUAGUGAUCAGUAGAAAUUAGAAAUGAUCAUUCAGUUCUGCUUACUUCUACAUUCCAUGCAAUUGCUUUGAUUUAAAUUCUGAAACUGGGUUAGAGGUGGGAUAAACCUGAAGCAGACUGAAAAUAAUAACAGUUUAUAUUUUUUAAAAAUGCAGAUAUGUAAAUUAAUAAUCAAAAAUAAAACUGUAUUUGAAUUCAUAGAUGAAAACUAAUUACCUGUGUUGUUUUUAGGACAUGUAAAAUUGCUCUGACAACACUGAGCUGAGAAGCUCAUUACAUAUGUUUGGUCAUGUAAAAAUGAACCUCUUUAUUCAGAUGGGAAAGGCAACACCAGGAAUGCUGACCCUUAUUAGAGGUAAGUAAUUCCACCUUUUGUUAAAAGUAAUGCAUGCAAAGCAACAUUUCUUUAUGAGUGUCAUCCUGUUUGCCUAGAGAUUGUCACCAGUGAUGGUAAUGACUGUCAACACACAAUUUGUAUGGACAGGUUUAUGGCACCAUGAUGGAAAUUACCUGUUUGCAACCAAAUAUUUUCAGAAAGUCAUUUUCACAUGGGUGAAAUCCUGUUGCUUUAAAUGCUGAUAUACUACAGCAGUGCAGUGAUUAGUUAGUGAGGAGGGAACAAUGAUUAGUUAUUACAUUUAUAUUUAUAUAUUUAUAUUACAUAUAAUAUUGCAGUCUUGGUGUCACUGUACCAUUCAGGUGAGGUGUACUAACACACUUCUCUAUUUUUGGUUUGAAUUAUUAAUAUAGUCCCUAUAGAAUACAAGCUGAGUGCUAAAUAAUUGUACUCUGUCAUGGGUAACUUUUAGUUUUCAGCAUCAAAUUUGGAAAGAAAAUUUCUUAAUUUGAUCUUUUCUGCUUUUUGAGUAUGUAUUUUGUGCAUUGUACAAUACUGUAUUCAAUUGCAAUCACUUAAGGAUAAAUUUCUAAAAGAGCUUUUAACAUGGGAAUCUCAACAAGUUUCAGAGGUGAUAAUUGAAUAAACAUAAGGAAUUCUUUAUUCUGCUUCAAAGCUUUUAGACAUUUUGGAUCUAUGUUUUGAGCUGCAAAUCUCAUGGAAUCAAGUUCUGCAAUGGAACUUAUUAUUUCAAGAUUCUAAUUGUUGUCAAGCUGAAGACAGUACAAGAGUUGUAUUUUGGCAUUUCCACAUCUGACUCUGCCAAAACGAAAAAUCCAGAGAUCCAGAGAAGUCAAAGUUAAUCUGAUGAAUUCAUAGGUUUUGAUACAUUUUGAACUCUCACUGGAAGCUGUGGUAGCAGAGGGAAGGCCUCUUGCCUCAGAGUUAUUUACAGCCAUCCUGAAGAAUUUCUAAUGGAGACCAUCUAUGACCUGCAGAAUGUUCCCUCCAUAACCAUUGAUCUCCACACAGGUUGGAAGGAAGCUCCAGGAUAAAGAGCACUGUCUUUCAAGUAAUUAAAAAUUUUUAUAAGUUUAUCCAAUAGGUCUCCAAACAGUACUACCAGCUAGCAGUGUGCUGCACUGGCAAGGACAGGUAUCACCCUCUUCUGGACUUCACAGAAGAGUUAAAUGUUUCUUGAAACAGAAGAGUUUACUGUCCUUUGAGAGCACAUACAUUAGGAUUUUCUUUUAAGCACUGUUGCAACAUCCGGAACUGCUCAGAUAUUGAGAAAAAGACAUUGCCCAAAUAACCUUGAGGUGGAUUUUUCUAAAGCUUUGGGUGGUCAUUGGAUUCAUUAGUGUGCUGCAUUCCAAAAUUCCUGGCAAAUUUCUUCCAGAACUCAUUGUGUCUUUCAGUACUUUCAAUGUAUCUAUAUACUUUGACGGUUCCAUUAAAAAUUACUGUCACUAAGGAAAGAAACAAUACUUGUGAGCCCUACAAUUAAAAUUGUA